AUGCCCGUACGCGAACAACUUCUCAACGCUGCCGCGGUACACUUCUCAAGUCCGCCGGGGGCCCUCUCUGCCGUCGGAUCCGAGCUGGGAAUCUCUCAGGCGGUCUGUCUGCCCGCCAACGCGUCGAUUGUGAUCACUUCGGGCCAGUGCGGUUUCCAUGAAGAUCUCUCAAUAUCGCCCCGACUUGAUGAGCAGAUUGAAAUGACGCUGCUCAACGCUCAAAAGACACUGCGUGCCGCUGGAGUCGACGAUGGUCUCAUGUCUGUGUAUCAGAUCACGCUCUACGCCCUUCAGAUUGAUGGCGAACUGGUUCGGAUAUGGAGAGAGAUGAAGAGGAAGUAUAUGAGCUCCCGCGCGCCGGUGGAAACCGGUGUCACCGUUCCAGCAUUGUAUGGAGGGGCGAAGGUGGAAAUGACUUUCUAUGCCGUGGGAGGUCGAGGGUCUGGUCCAAGCCAAAAGCUGUAG
This is a messenger RNA of Colletotrichum gloeosporioides, 465 nucleotides long. RefSeq lists its product as uncharacterized. NCBI's taxonomy places the organism in Eukaryota, Fungi, Ascomycota, Sordariomycetes, Glomerellales, Glomerellaceae. The record is from RefSeq and is a predicted model, not a curated record. The transcript has a single exon. Bases 1 to 465 code for a protein of 154 amino acids.